Messenger RNA from Acipenser ruthenus (sterlet), 2230 nucleotides. Its product is annotated as hepatocyte growth factor activator-like. Gene Ontology annotation, cellular component: extracellular region. The record is from RefSeq and is a predicted model, not a curated record. Gene Ontology annotation, biological process: zymogen activation; blood coagulation. The transcript is spliced from 14 exons. NCBI's taxonomy places the organism in Eukaryota, Metazoa, Chordata, Actinopteri, Acipenseriformes, Acipenseridae. The coding region runs from base 235 to 2016 and encodes 593 amino acids. Gene Ontology annotation, molecular function: serine-type endopeptidase activity.
CCCACAUGCCAGUUGACUUCUGUGACACCAACCUUUUGAAAUUGCAGGUUUGAACAGUGUAUCAAAUCUCUCAGCCCACUUCACUUCAGCCAGAGAAAAGUUUGUAAAAGCAUCUGGAAAUCAUUAGAGAGGUGCUUGUUUACAGUAACCUGAAUUUCUGAAACCAUUUCUGGGAAGAAUUAUAAAAAGAAGCGAACCUUUUUUGCAAAACGGACAAAAGUCUUUAAACAAGAAAUGAACUUUCCAAUUCUGUUAAUUUUUUUCUCUUGCUCGACUGUCAUUUCCAGAACGGCCAUGGUUCCUCCAGGCCACAAAGUCACAAGUUUGCAUGGUAAUCAUCAAAAACAUCACACAGUGCUGACAGAAGAUGGGAAAGAAUGCAAGUUCCCGUUCCGAUAUGGUGGGAGUGUUCAUCACAGCUGCAUUUCAAAUGUCCUCUCUGAGAAACUAUGGUGUGCUACUACACAUAACUUUGACAGAGAUCGCCAGUGGGGUUAUUGUGGCUCUAUAGCUGAAAACACACAUGAUUUCUGUGAGGAGAACCCAUGUCAAAAUGGUGGCUUCUGUACCAACAUCCCACAUUUACAUGCCUUCAAAUGCAUCUGCAAAGAAGAAUUUACUGGAAAGACCUGUAACCAGGUGAAGUGCUAUGACCAGACACACCUCAAGUACUACAACAUUGGAGAAACGUGGGGGAGAAUACACACCGGCAAAGUGGAGCAGUGCACCUGCACCGACAGCCUGAUCGUGUGCCAGCCUGUACGAUAUACAGAAUGUACCACCAACCCUUGCCAAAAUGAAGGAACAUGCAGAUUGAUUUCCACUGGCGAGUUGGUCUGUUUCUGCAGACCAGGGUUCACUGGGCAACACUGCAACCUUACCCCAGAGGCAGACUGCUAUCAGAACAGUGGCACAGAUUAUAGAGGCAUUGCCGGGACCACUAUCUCGGGCAGUACCUGCUUACCCUGGAACUCAGACAUCCUGGGUGAAGAGCUUCAUGUGGAGAGUGUGGGACAAGCCCAUGCGCUGGGUUUGGGAGGACAUGCAUUCUGCAGGAACCCAGAUGAAGAUGAGAUGCCCUGGUGUUACGUACUGAAGGAAACAGAGAUUUCCUGGGAGUACUGCGACAUUCUACCGUGUGUGAAAAGUGGUGAACGUUUUGCUGCUCCAGCUGUGGAAAGUGAUCCAAUCGUAUUUACUGUCCUAAAGCCUACACCUGCCCUAGUCUGUGGAAAGAGACACAAGAAGAGAAUUCAGAGGGGAAGGAUCAUUGGAGGGAGUUCGGCCUUGCCUGGCUUUCACCCCUGGCUGGCAGGCAUAUACAUUGGCACCACCUUCUGUUCAGGGACCCUGAUCAGGCCUUGUUGGGUGGUCUCUGCAGCCCACUGCUUUGCCAGCAACCCCCUGAAAUCGAGUGUUCAAAUUGUUUUGGGUCAGCAUUACUUCAACGACACAGGCCGAAAUGCUGUGUCAUUUCAAAUAGAAAAAUAUGUCUUUUAUGACCAAUAUUCAGUUUUUAAUCCUACUCAACAUGACAUUGUUCUGAUUAAGCUGAAGAAGAACAAUAUGCAUUGUGCUAGACGCUCCCAAUUUGUACAGCCUUUGUGCUUGCCAGAAAAUGACCUUACCUUUCCAGACCAUCACUGCUGUCACAUUGCUGGCUGGGGACACAUGGAUGAGCAGAAGCCUAAUGAAGAGAUCAAAUAUGCACAUCAUUUACAAGAAACAGUAGUUCCCCUUGUGCCUUUUGAACGGUGCAGUAGCCCAGAAGUAUAUGGCAUUGAACUCACUUCAAAUAUGUUGUGUGCGGGAUACCUUUCAGACUGUAGGAGAGACGCUUGCCAGGGAGACUCCGGAGGUCCGCUGGCCUGUGAACGGGAUGGCAUCUCUUACCUGUAUGGCAUCAUCAGCUGGGGAGAUGGCUGUGGCAGAACAAACAAGCCUGGAGUCUACACAAAGGUUUCCAGAUACGUGGAUUGGAUCAACAGCAUCAUAAAACCAAAAGCACAGUCCUAAUUCACCUUGGCCAGGUUUUGUUAUUAACCAGUAAACGGAAUGUAAUCACAGUGAGUUCCUAUACAGAACAUUGUGGUGGUCAUUACGCAAGGGCUAAGUGGUAACAUUUUAAAAAGUUAAUAUUUCAUACGAUGAAGUAUUGUAUGUUCAACUCUCAGUUGUUUUUCAGUCAUUUUGUUAUAGAUAAAUAAAUUCAGAAAACCCCUGACCAGAA